Molecule: messenger RNA, 1856 nt
Organism: Triticum urartu
Lineage: Eukaryota; Viridiplantae; Streptophyta; Magnoliopsida; Poales; Poaceae
Gene: DRS1
Product: DROUGHT SENSITIVE 1
Biological process (GO): regulation of DNA damage checkpoint
Cellular component (GO): nucleus
Molecular function (GO): DNA binding; protein binding
Source: RefSeq, a predicted model, not a curated record
CGAUCGGCUUCUAUCUCGCCAAAUCGAUCCCCUCCCAUUUCCAACCCCUACUCGAGCCCUAGCCAGUAGCAACUGUCGCGCCGCCGCCGGCCGCUCCGUGCGGCUCCACCGCCUGCCUCUCCGUGCAGCUGCUGCCUGCCGCGCCACCUCCUGCCGCUCCUGCCGCUGCUGCCUGCUGAGCCACCGCCCGACGUUGAGAAGGUCGUAGCUUUGGCGGCAGCGACACUACCUCCGGCGCUGGGGUGAAUAAUGGCGUCGCGGCAGGCCGCCGGCCUCACCGACUACGAGCGGCUCCGCGAGGAGAACAUCCGCCGCAACGAGGCCAUCCUCGCCUCCCUCCGCCGCAAGGCCGACGAGCUCUCGGCGGCCAUCAAGUCCUCGUCCAAACGAGGACAAGGGCGCCCCAGCAAUCAGCCCCGCAAGAAGCCCGCCGCCAAGACGAGCCCCGGCGAGCUCCGCCGCUCCCUCCGGCUCUCCCAGCUCCCCCCCUCCCACUCCCCGGACGCCGAGCCCACGCCCGGGCCCCCUCCGGUGCCCCGCAGCACCAGCUUCUCCUCCUCGCUCGCGUCCUCCAUCAUCGAGUCCGCCUCGCUCGCGCCGCCUGCCAGGGCUCGGGCGGACGGUUUCGAUGCCGGGAAGGAGCUCGUGCUGACGCCUGCGAACGUCAGGAAGGUGGUGCCCGACAGGAUACUUGGGGUUCGGGUCCUGCCGCUGGUCGACCGGACCGUGGUCGCGGCGGGGAACAAGUUGGGGAAUAUUGGGUUCUGGGUUGUGGACGGCAUGGUGGAAGAUGAGGAUGGCGACGAUGGUGCAGAUGGGCUGUUCGAGUAUUUGCCUCACAGGGGCCCUGUGCCAGCAAUCGUGGCGCACCCUGCCGCGCCACAGAAGAUUUACAGCUGUAGUUAUGAGGGUGAAAUUUGUCUUAUGGACCUUGAGAAGGAGAGCUUUAAUAUGAUCCAGUUGUGCGACUAUCCUGUUUAUUCGCUUUGUCAAGCACCAGAUAGUCCUAGCUGCCUAUAUUUUGGUGACGGAAAUGGUGAACUGAAACUCCUUGAUGAGCGGAUGGGUAAGGUAUCAAGCACAUGGGAUUCACAUGACAAUACAAUUAACUCAAUAGAUUUUCAUCCAGAGAAAAGACAUAUGCUUGCCACAAGUUCAACAGAUCGAACAGCACGCAUAUGGGAUCUCAGAAGGCUUAAAAGGAAGAAAGAAGAGAGCUUGAAGGUUCUAAAACAUAAUAGAUCUGUUCAGUCAGCUUAUUUCUCACCUAGUGGCAGCAUGCUAGCAACAACAAGCCUCGAUGACACUGUCCGAGUCUUUUGUGGGGAUGACUUUGAUAGGUCACACAUUAUCAAGCAUAAUAACCAGACAGGCAGAUGGAUUUCUACAUUCAAGGCAAUCUGGGGCUGGAACGACACCGACCUGUUUAUUGGAAACAUGAGAAGGGCAAUAGAUAUUAUCUCAGUUGGUGGUGAUGACAGUAGCCUCUCAGCUUCGAACAGCGCAAGCCUGGAGAGUGAACACAUGACGGCCAUUCCAUGCAGGUUUUCCGCACACCCAUAUAAAGUUGGGCAUCUUGCUUGCGCAAGCUCCGGUGGGAAGGUGUUCUUUUGGACCAGAGCUUGAAUCAACAAGAUCUCCGGUGGCUGACUUGCGAAUUGUUACCGGUUCUGUUAGAGUGUUAGUUAGUCAUGCUAGGAACCUAGUGCUUGUUUAGUAUCCUGCUUAAGAUUAGCAUAGUGUACCAUUUUUCCUUCUAAUGUUUUAGUGGUGGAGCAGUUGAAUGCUGUCAGAGAAACCCUGGGCAGCUGGGAACCGGUUUUCACUGCCAGAGUGUUUUCAAGCUCGUAUCCUUA